Messenger RNA from Papilio polytes (common Mormon), 1539 nucleotides. Its product is annotated as cytochrome P450 4C1-like. The transcript is spliced from 10 exons. NCBI's taxonomy places the organism in Eukaryota, Metazoa, Arthropoda, Insecta, Lepidoptera, Papilionidae. The record is from RefSeq and is a predicted model, not a curated record. Gene Ontology annotation, molecular function: iron ion binding; oxidoreductase activity, acting on paired donors, with incorporation or reduction of molecular oxygen; heme binding.
AUGUUUCUAUGGCUGUUAUUCCUCGGUACAGUGCUGUGUUUAGCACUAUUCAGAUUGAAGAGAAACCGAUUGCACACAUUAGCAUCAAAGAUUCCAGGGCCAGACGAUGAAUUACCUGUGGUUGGUGUCGCACAUAACUUUACUGGGACUACUGAAGAUAUAUUAAACAGUUUACAGAAGUAUAGUUACGAGGCAAUGAAAAAGAAUGGUAUUCUUCGAGGCUGGAUUGGCCAUAUUCUUUAUUUCAUUGUCGUGGAUCCAGUUGAUUUAGAGGUAAUACUAAAGAACUGUUUAGAGAAAGACGACUUGCAUCGGUUUUUAAAAAGUGCUAUUGGUAAUGGCGGAAUAUACGCACCACUGCGUAUAUGGAGAAGACGGCGAAAGAUCAUGGUGCCUGCUUUCAGUCCCAAAAUAGUAGAGACAUUCAUGGAAAUAUUUUCGGAACAAAGUGAGAAGUUGGUUUCAAUACUUGAUGAAAGUGCAGGGAAAGGUGACGUCACCAUGGGGCCUUUCCUUUGUAGAUAUACUCUCGACUCAGUUUGUGGAACUACAAUGGGAAUAAAAUUAAACGCCCAAAAUAAUCCUGAUAAUCUAUUUUUAACAGCAUUGAAAAAUAUGCUUCAUUUCAUUUGUAAAAGAAUUUUCCAUUUAUGGCUACAACCACAAUGGCUGUAUAUGUUAUUUCCACAGUACACGAAGGAAAAAAAAUAUUUGAAAGCAAUGCAUGAUUUUGUAGAUGGAGUAAUACAAAAGAAGAGGGAAGAAAUCAAGAAAGAAAAAAAUCUACAAACAGAAGUAGAUCGUAAUUUUGAUUUAUGUCAUUACAAAACUCGUUCGUUCCUCGACCUUCUGAUUGAAUUCUCUGGUGGCGAAAAUGGUUACACUGAUCUGGAGCUGAGAGAGGAAAUAAUGACGCUAACUAUAGCCGGUACUGACACGUCGGCUGUGUCGAUUGGGUACACACUGAAGUUGUUAGCGAUGUAUCCAAAGGUGCAAGAAAAGUUGUAUCAAGAGUUACGACAUGUUUUUGGAAAUCCCGAACGUUCAAUAGUUAAAGAGGACUUGUUGACGUUAAAGUAUUUAGAUCGUGUUGUGAAAGAGUCUCUAAGGUUAUUUCCACCAGUACCAUUUAUUAUUCGAAAGAUUUUAGAAGACAUUUCCUUACCAUCAGGUAGAAUUCUUCCUGCUGGAUCAGGCGCUGCGGUCAGUAUCUGGGGCUUGCACCGCGACCCUAAGUAUUGGGGCCCAGACGCAGAGGUCUUUGACCCCGAUAGGUUCCUGCCAGAGAGGUUCAAACUCCAGCACAGUUGCUCCUAUAUGCCGUUCAGCAAUGGUCCUCGAAAUUGUCUCGGUUACCAAUACGCUUUAAUGUCAAUGAAGACAGCGCUGUCGGCGAUAGUAAGGCGUUAUAAGGUUGUUGGGGAAGAGGAGGCCGGUCCUGUCCCUCAUAUCAAGUCUAAAAUUGACGUCAUGAUGAAAGCUGUCGAUGAUUAUAAGAUUAGUAUAGAAAAAAGACAUUAAAAUCAAGAGGGUAAAUGA